This is a messenger RNA of Colletotrichum fioriniae, 615 nucleotides long. RefSeq names its product Transcription elongation factor SPT4 (gene TRF2). The record is from RefSeq and is a predicted model, not a curated record. Gene Ontology annotation, biological process: cell differentiation; regulation of transcription by RNA polymerase II. Gene Ontology annotation, molecular function: RNA polymerase II cis-regulatory region sequence-specific DNA binding; DNA-binding transcription factor activity, RNA polymerase II-specific. NCBI's taxonomy places the organism in Eukaryota, Fungi, Ascomycota, Sordariomycetes, Glomerellales, Glomerellaceae.
AUGGCUACCGAGGUCGAACACCCCGUGGGCCUCGUCCAGCAAGUCUCGACACCCGGCUCAUCAACCCCUCAGGAUGUCUCUCCCACAUCCGCCCACAAGAUGGACCAGACUCCUUCCCCCUCCACUUCUACCCACAAUGGACAGCCUCCCUCUUCGCAAUCAAGGCGCCCGCCGCGCAAGAGCACCCUGACCCAGCAGCAAAAGAACCAGAAGAGACAGCGCGCGACUCAGGACCAGUUGACAACUCUGGAGGUGGAAUUCAACAAGAACCCAACCCCCACUGCCACCGUUCGUGAGCGGAUAGCAGAAGAGAUCAACAUGACUGAAAGGUCUGUUCAGAUCUGGUUCCAGAACAGACGCGCCAAGAUCAAGCUUUUGGCCAAGAAGAGCCUCGAGACCGGCGAAGACAUUGAUUCGAUCCCCGAGUCUAUGCGAGCCUACCUCGCUAUGCAGGCUAUGGAGUCUGGCAAGGGACUCGGCGGCCCCUUCCUUGGCCGUACCGGCCUUCUCCCCUACGGCCACAACAAUAUGCUUCUCGGCGGUGACCAGAACGGUCAGGGCAAAGUUUGUAAGUCGAACAAGUUCCUGGCAAAUCAUCGACGAAAGCAGCACUAA